Aspergillus clavatus NRRL 1 is the source of this 1749-nucleotide messenger RNA. RefSeq names its product NRAMP family metal ion transporter. Bases 1 to 1749 code for a protein of 582 amino acids. The record is from RefSeq and is a predicted model, not a curated record. Gene Ontology annotation, biological process: intracellular manganese ion homeostasis; iron ion transport. NCBI's taxonomy places the organism in Eukaryota, Fungi, Ascomycota, Eurotiomycetes, Eurotiales, Aspergillaceae. Gene Ontology annotation, molecular function: manganese ion transmembrane transporter activity; cadmium ion transmembrane transporter activity. The transcript has 3 exons. Gene Ontology annotation, cellular component: membrane.
AUGAAUUGUCCCUCGCGAACCGACGAUACUCUCGACCACCCGGAUUGGAAUCAGAAUCCCCCGGCGCUAAAUGCAGAUACAACCACUCGCAAUGACUUCAACGGCAUCGCCAAUUCCAAAGUACACAGAAACCAUGCGUCAGGAGGAGGUGGUGGUGGUGGCCGAGGAGACGGUAUUAUGGGAAUAGACUCUCCGUCACCUAACGGAGAGGGACAUGAUCCUGAAAUCGUGGAAACAAAAACCCCAGGCGGGGUGAUCUCUGCUGCCUCUGGGGACGAACCACCCCAGACCAGCAGCGGAUCACCCCGCCGUUAUUUUGAUUAUUUCACAGACAUGAUCACCGCCCGACUACUCCAUGUUACUUCGAGUCUCAUAAAAUUCGCGCGGUUCGUGGGCCCCGGCUUUCUCAUCGCCGUGGCUUACAUUGAUCCCGGAAACUAUGCUACCGAUGUCGCGGCUGGUGCCGAAUUCCGAUAUGCUCUGCUGUUUAUUGUCCUUCUCUCCAAUCUCUUUGCGAUCUUUCUGCAGUCAUUGUGCAUCAAAUUGGGAAGUGUUACGGGUCUCAACUUGGCGGAAAAUUGUAGAGAACAUCUCCCAAAAUGGGUAGUGAUCAUUCUCUACAUCUUGUCCGAGGCCGCUAUCGUUGCAACUGACAUUGCCGAGGUUAUUGGAUCGGCAAUCGCUCUCAAUCUUCUGCUGAAGAUUCCGCUAGUCGCUGGCUGCGCAAUCACGCUUGCAGACGUUCUCAUCCUUCUCAUCUUCUACCGACCCGAUGGGUCCAUGUGGGGGCUGCGACUGUUCGAGUUCUUUGUCAUGGGACUGGUGCUGGGGGUGGUGAUAUGCUUCUGUAUCCAGCUCUCCCUCAUCAAAGACCAAUCCAUUGGCGACGUCUUUCGAGGUUACGUACCAUCCUCUGCCAUUGUCGAGUCGAAGGGUUUGUAUCAGAGUUGUGGUAUCCUUGGUGCCACCGUCAUGCCCCACUCCAUAUUCCUGGGUAGCGGCGUUGUCCAGCCACGUUUAAAAGAGUUUGAUGUCAUGAAAGGUUAUGCGGAUCCUUCAGCAUGUCUCGGAAGUGUUGGUGGGGAAGUCGAAUACCGACCAUCCAUCCAAGCUAUUCGAGGCUGCAUGAAGUACUCGAUCAUAGAACUGACACUUUCCCUCUUUACGUUUGCUCUGUUUGUAAACAGCUCCAUCCUCAUUGUUGCCGGUGCCUCCUUGUAUGGAACUGCUGGAGCCGAUGAUGCCGACCUUUGGGGCAUCCAUGACCUGCUUUCCAGCUCCAUUGCCCCCGCCGCUGGCUUGAUCUUCGCGUUGGCGCUUCUCCUCUCGGGAAUAUCUGCGGGGAUCGUAUGCACCAUGGCCGGUCAGAUGGUGAGCGAAGGGAUGCUGAACUGGACUAUCAAGCCCUGGCUCCGCCGACUGAUUACUCGGUCCAUUAGCAUUAUCCCCAGUAUCAUCAUCGCAGCAGCUGUGGGAAAAGAGGGGCUGAACAAGACCCUUACUGCAAGCCAAGUAGUUCUGAGCGUCAUUCUCCCCUUUGUCACGGCUCCUUUGAUCUACUUCACCUGUCGCAACCGAUACAUGACUGUACCUGCGGAUCGAGUUGGCGGAUAUGACCCAGACAUGCCGGCCGAAGGAGUCAAGAUGCGCAAUAAUUUUCUGGUUUCCGUACUGGCGGUGCUCAUAUGGCUCGUAAUUGCCGUGAUGAAUAUAGCUCUGCUGGUGCUCGUCGGGAUGGGCAAGGCUUGA